Molecule: messenger RNA, 462 nt
Organism: Symbiodinium sp. CCMP2456
Lineage: Eukaryota; Dinophyceae; Suessiales; Symbiodiniaceae
Source: the annotation of a GenBank genome assembly
AUGAACGGCAUCAGUUUCGCGGAGUUCGAGAGUUCCAGUUUCGACAACUUGUACAGCAAUGGGUUUGCAAAUGCCAAGCAUCUGGACGAGGUUGGGAAGCAACUCGCGAGGGGAAAGCCAGGUGACUGGGCUUCCAAAGCGCUGUCGGAAGCCACGGUGCCUCGGAUUCAACCUGUCCCUGCUCAAACCGAGCAGACACGCGUGGUUCGACCAGCGAAAGAGCCGGCAAGACAGAAUGGACUCUCACGUGCCCUAUCAGCUCAUCAGCAGCAGCAAGUGCCCCUGAAUGACAUGGGCGUUAUGCCCGGUAGCAGAGGGGUGGAUCCUGCCGCACAGGCAUGGCGACCAUCACAAGAAGCACAUGCACGUGCCCAGAAUGCCCCGACGGCAGCUGCAGUGGAGGCGCCACGCGUGGCACCGAACAGCAACCAGGGUGCCUUCGUUGGCUGGAAGUCAAACUGA